GUUCCGUGCACCAAUCGUCGACAGAAGCUGCCUGCAUCCUAUGUAAACACUAGCAUAUUUCCUCUAUUUUAGCUAACUUUUCGCAACGCGAUGAUUAAACAACCCGUGUUGGCCGAGCUGCAAUACUUUGUUAGCAGCGUUUCCCUGCUGUACAAGGGAAUUCCGCUGAAAGACCCGGCUGCCCUAGUUAAAUGCAGCUUGCACCUGUUGGAGGAUCUUCCAUCGACGCGGGACGCUGUGUUCGAGUACUUCUCGCUCGUGUUCAACGGUGCCGUGAAAGCCUAUCUGAACAAUGUCGAAAAAAACAACGCAGACCGAUCGCAGGAAGACGACGCCGUGCAGGAGAUCCAUGAAGCAUUGGAGCGUUUGGUGACGACAGGUCCUCCAGCAUGGUCCCCACUCAUAUCGUCCUGGUGCCUGCGGCUACUGGGGGAAAUUUGCGACAAGCACAGCCGCCGUCGUCCACUGGACAUCCGAAUGUCCUGCAACUUGUGGCUCGGCUGCAACGCUAUUCGCUGUCUGAUGGGCCUAACGGCGCUUUGCUUUAGUAAGCUGGAUGAUAAAGAGAUUGACGCAUGCAUCAGCGGUCUGCUAAAUACGUUCGCCCAGUAUUCGCCGUAUUUCGACUGGGUUGUUGCUCGGUUGGGCGGUUGCUUCCCCUCCCGGGUGAUCACGAAGAUGCUGUUCUGUGGAUUGAGACGGUUUACCGGUGAGUACGACCAGGUCGACUCCGAGGUAGAGGUUCUAAGUUAUCUGGCAGCAACCAACGAGAAUGAUCUGCGUGCCGCCCUCAGGGAAAUUAUCGAACGGGAAACCAACAACAAGCUGACCGUACCGUAUUUGUUGCAUCUGUCGAAAAACUCCGAAGUGUUGGCCCAGGCGCUGGUGGUUGUGUUUUUAGAGAAUUAUAACGAUAAUCAUCUGCACGUAAUAAAAGUUCAAUCGAAAUUUUGGCCCGCCAACUACAGCACCGCUAAUGUUAUUCACAUCGUCACUAAUCUCUUGCUCAAGGUUAAGAAAAGUUCGAUCCAAGUACUGCUAACAUUGCCACGAAUAGCGGAAAAAUACUCCUGGUGUCAGGAGCUGCUGGAGAUGCUUUUUGUAGAGCUGGAAACGAUCGUGCUGGAGAAACGCUCUUGUCCCCUGCUGGAGGACGCCGUGAAGGAUACCUCCAGAGAGCUACUGUGGCGUACCUGUCUCAGUGAAUGUCCGCUGGCACAGCAGAGCGCUGUCCGUUUGAUACUGCUUGCCAGCCUCAAAUCGUCCUACUUCUUGCAGCAAUCGAUCGCACAGAUACUGAGCGCUUCCUCCGGUGGUGCGUCAGCUUCCGCCAGUAAACCGCACCUGAACGCUUUGGCCCGUCUACUCGGUGGUCCGCACGGUUCGGCCGAAUUUCCAAAGAUGAAACCCGGGUUCGAAAUCGCACUGGAACGAAUGCUUCUCUAUCCGACCGGUCGCAAUCAGGAAAACUUCAACACCCUCCGUAAUCUGGUUGAGAUUGUUAAGCUCGAGCGGGAUUCGUUCAAUGUGCAUCUGAAAAAAACGAAUUGCGUUGCAAUGCUGCAAGAGCUACUGCCCAAGCUGCUUUCCGUGUGGGAUGGUCUGAUGGGUCAGGAAAGAAGUGUGUCAGCUCCGCAGGAGCAGUACGAGCAAGGGCAAAAGCAAGACGAACCUGUGGUUAAGACCGAAUCAAAACGAAUCAAACGGGAAGAUGGUGGAACGGAACCAAUGGAUACCGGGGAGGUCACUGAUCCGGAUAACCGAUGCACUGUGCUCGCGCAGAUUCAUAUGAUGGCCAAGCUGAUCGAUUGCAUGGAGAUGCACGCAAAAGUUUACGUGUUCACAAUGUCGGAAACGCUUAAGUUGUCCCAGCUGACCGUGCGGUAUUUCUUCGUCUGUCUGGAACAGGCACGCAUCGGAGGUGCUCUCACCUCCGAAGAAGACGAUUCAAAUCUCCACCGCUGCUAUCAGCUUCUAUCGCGGCACAGUGCCACGCGGAAAGCUGCAAGAACGGCUGCUUUGCGUGACAUUCUGGAGGGAGCCCUUUUUCUGUAUGGGAAUCUGUUUGGAUCGCAAACCGAAAGUGACUCAGUUGAUUACAGCAGACCGGAUGAGCUGCUUAUAAAGCUGAAUCAGAAACAGGGUAUAGCGAUGAACGCCGCUCGUUUAUCGGUUCUUCACGCUGGAAUAAUUGGUCUGGGCCCGAAGCAGCCAGUCAAAUCAGCCGAUGGACCCGAAGUGGAAAUGCAGAAUCGUCUGAUCAGUGCCAUCGUGGCCUGCUGUCAGGACGUCGACCAUCAGAACACGAUUGAUGGUUACAGCUAUUUGUCACUGCUAUUAGUAGAGUUGGUUUCUCCGGAUGUCAUGUACAAUGGACUUCCCUGGCCGGACGAAGAGUUCACCAAGGUAACGAUGGAGCGCGAUCUGCAGAUUAGGCGCGUGUUUCGCAACUGUCCGAUACUGUGGUCAAUACUGGGACUAAUCGCCUGCUACCGGCCAGCACUUUGCUACAGUUCGGUACUGCUGCGGGCUUUGUGUGCUUCCGCGCUGCACCAGUGGCGUUCGAAAUCUGCCGAAACGAUGAACGGUCAAAAGACGGAGCUGAUGUACGUCACCACCAAGCUGCUGGAGCUGAUGGCUCUCGGGCAACUGCUGCCGCCUCCGCUCAGCUAUUUGCAUAUCGUACUGCCCUACCUGGACGCCGGCGAGAUCGUCUACGUCCUGAAGGAGUGCGUGUGGAACUACAUGAAGGACCACGUCCCAUCGCCGGUUCUGUUCGUGUGCGACCCAACCGGCUUCCACUGGCGAGAUCCACAGACUUCCCGACCCCCGCCCCAGUAUACCAACCCGCUACGACACACGAUGCAACGCAAACUGGACCGGCUGGGGCACCUGUACCAGCAGAUGUUCUUCGGACCGGAACUGCGCGAUCCAAGCUUACUGAACCCACCUCCGCAACCGUCUCCAGUGGUAUUGGUGAAUGGACUCGGGGGUCCGCAGCAGUUACCGCUACCCCACGCUACUGCAAACGGCAAUGGAUUACCUCCGGUGGUGGCACCCGGAGCACCGAACGGCAACGGACACCAUCUGGGUAUUAACAAUAGUGGUCCCGUGCUGCUGGGACCCGUCGUUACGAUCGAUUAAGGAACCGUACGGUAAGUACGGAAACACAUUCUGUAUGGCUGUAAAUAGGCGUGCGGUCAAAUUUUAUGGACACAGUGAAGCAAAAAAAAAACAGUUAGUUAAACUAUUC
Messenger RNA from Wyeomyia smithii (pitcher-plant mosquito), 3253 nucleotides. It is a transcript of the gene omd, whose product is annotated as integrator complex subunit 5. The record is from RefSeq and is a predicted model, not a curated record. Bases 91 to 3144 code for a protein of 1017 amino acids. Gene Ontology annotation, cellular component: integrator complex. Lineage: Eukaryota; Metazoa; Arthropoda; Insecta; Diptera; Culicidae. Gene Ontology annotation, biological process: snRNA 3'-end processing. The transcript has 5 exons.